Molecule: messenger RNA, 597 nt
Organism: Phycomyces blakesleeanus NRRL 1555(-)
Lineage: Eukaryota; Fungi; Mucoromycota; Mucoromycetes; Mucorales; Phycomycetaceae
Exons: 5
Coding region: 1-597 (198 amino acids)
Source: RefSeq, a predicted model, not a curated record
AUGACAUCCGGCUUAUUGAAGAAGUUGCCUAUCAAGGGAGUACGUGUAAUAAAGGUGUCCAGUUGUGAUAAUUUCAAGGUAAAAAAAAAGAGUCUGUCCACACCGAGUUUGUGCCGGACCUGCCAAAUUCUUUCAGGUUCGGAAAAAUAUGACUGCCUGCAUUCUAUAGUAGAUAAACUUAUCGCACCAAAUGGCAUUCGGUGUUUAAACCGGCUCCUCAACACUACUGCAUCUCUUAAUUAUAUUAAGCUCACAGCAGAACCAAGAAACCCUCUAGUCUAUCUUGAAGAAUCUGGUGCUCCAUUUAUAAUAAAGAAGAAAAGGAAAAAUGCUACGAAGCGUACCUGGACUAUUUCAAUUGUUGUACAAGUUUUUCGUGCAUUUUAUGAGGCAUACCGAAUUAUCUUCAAAAUGGCUCGAGUCAUCUUCUUUUAUGACACCGUGCUUUAUAAAAACAAGUACAAGGAACCAAUUGGCCAUGCUGAGUUUUGUAUCUCACUUUGUAAUGAUAAGAAGACUUACAAUAAUACUGGAAUAGUAAGUGAUAUAAACAUUGAAAACCAGCAUCAAGUUUGCAAUAUCGGGUCAAGUAUUUAG